Solenopsis invicta (red fire ant) is the source of this 3515-nucleotide messenger RNA. It is a transcript of the gene nau, whose product is annotated as transcription factor SUM-1. The transcript has 5 exons. The record is from RefSeq and is a predicted model, not a curated record. Gene Ontology annotation, molecular function: DNA-binding transcription factor activity, RNA polymerase II-specific; RNA polymerase II cis-regulatory region sequence-specific DNA binding; protein dimerization activity. Bases 1255 to 2229 code for a protein of 324 amino acids. Gene Ontology annotation, biological process: muscle organ development; positive regulation of myoblast differentiation; regulation of transcription by RNA polymerase II. Lineage: Eukaryota; Metazoa; Arthropoda; Insecta; Hymenoptera; Formicidae.
GACGCGUCUCCUACGCGAGCGAGUGUGCGUGCGACCGAGCGAGCUUAACGACACGCGCUCGCGCGCAUCAAGAGAUGCCAUGUGGCGGAGGGACCGAUAACUACCAGGAGGAUGGCCCAAGUCUUCACUCUGAUCUCCGACUACGAAGUUUUCGGAUCUGUUCGCAUCUGGUACGGCAACCGGCUCGGAUAGCCGUACCGCCGAACUUCUUCUCCCUCCCGCAUCGACGAGAAGAUCACGAGAUUCCUCAUCCCACUCAUCCCGCGACAUCGGGAUGAAGUGAUCCUCCUUGGAAUACAUCUUUUCGACGGUUGAAGAGUGCGGCUCGUCGUUCCCGUUUAACUCGCGUGAUCUUUAUAGAUCGCGAGGCGAAAGUGCGUUCGCGUAUCGUACAGCUCGAGUUUUGCGCGCGAAAAAUGUUUUGACUCUUGUGUUUCGUAAGAUCCAUAAGUUAAUUUCGUUCGUCUCGAGAAUCGUUCUUUUAUCUCGAUUCCUGAAUGAAUUGGUUCGAGCUGUGCCGGUCGUUAAAUAUGCAAAAAUGGUCGAAAACCAGUCCACAAAACAGCAAAUACUAGAUUGAGACGAGCAACUUAAAUAGCGAGCGACGCGCGAGGGUGAAAUCUUAGUGGUUUUAACGAAUCAGAGCAGAAAAUCCUGCACCUUGGACGGAAUUGGCCAGGAGCUUUGGACUCGGUAAAGUUAACGAAGAACUUAAAGGAGUUAAUGCCGACCAUCGAGUGUCUUCGCCGGGAUUAGUGAUUCAUCAACCCUUCUGGGGAGAAGAAGAGAAGAGCAAAUUAGCCGCCAUCGCGACGAACGAAAGCAAAGAGAAAGCACUGUCGCGAUUUUACGACAGGAUACUUUCCGCGUCGGUCAUCUCUGUCCUUAGAUCAGCUAACUUUUGAUCGCAUUACAUCCCAGACUGUCAUCUCUCGAAAGAUCAUAUCUCUCGGAUAUCUUCGCCGAGCGAAUUUCUAUCCACACCCAAUCUUUUCCCAAUAGUUGAAGCACAGUCGAGGAAAUCGGAUGAGUGGUUGUUUGAUGGAGAACGCGGUGAUCAAGACACAGGUGUCACUCGAGGGAAAAUUGAAUUAAACUAGGCGUGAUUUCGCAGCGUCAGUCCCGUUAGUGAUGAGUUCGCGCGAGGGUGAACACGUGGACGGAUCGAUGUGCCUCGAGGGCUGUCUCAAGUGAUCGAGUAUAGUGACCGGCACGUGACGUCGCACCGCUUUCUCCGACGGUGAAUCGCGUGAGAUGAUGACCUUCGUGACGGAUACGGUGCCCUACGCCUACGACGCGGUCACGAGAUCGGCCUACGACGGUUACCGUCACCAUUUGCAUCACCAUCACCACCACCACCACCAUCCUCAUCAUCCCCAUCGGUAUCGGCGCGUCUACACGCCGACCGAAUCCGAGUAUCUGCAGGGAUACGUCACCAGGAGGGACACGGACGACCGCGCGAGGAUUAUCGGCGCUAACAACGCUUUGGCGUCGACCGGCUCGUUGAAUUAUCGCAACGACCGAGUCAGGUCGCAGUCUCGAUACACCCUCGAUUCGGAUGACGCUUCGUCAGUGAUAUCGGCGGACGCUUCGGCCGACCUCGAGUCUGGUUCCGCGGACGCCGACGAGAGCAACGAGAUCAACGAGGCUAACGAGACCAACGAGACGAGCGAAACAAAUGAAACCGAGUCGAUCGAGCACGUACCUCAUCCUCACGUUUUGGACACCGGCUCGCCUCAUGGGCCACGUAGGUGUCUCUUGUGGGCCUGCAAGGCAUGCAAGAAGAAGACGGUCACCGUCGAUCGAAGAAAAGCCGCCACCUUGCGCGAGAGACGGCGCUUGAGAAAGGUCAACGAGGCCUUUGAGGUGCUCAAGAGGAGAACGAGCAACAACCCCAACCAACGUUUACCAAAAGUGGAGAUACUGCGGAACGCUAUCGAGUAUAUCGAGAGUCUCGAGGCGCUGCUGCAAGGAAAUAGACCUUCCGGACAUCAGGAUCACCCUUCCGCUGAGAGCAUAAAUGGAGAGUCGCCGCAGUACGUGACGGACAGACUUCGGCAAUUCUCGGAUCCUUUGGCAAGGUUUCAACCAAUUAACGGUUUCGAGCAAGUCGAGGCGUUGUCUUCGCAAAAUAAUGGAAGCAGCUUGGACUGCCUCAGCAUGAUCGUGCAAAGCAUCAACGGGCCGUUACAAUCGUCGUCCGAAAGUCAUUAUUCGUCGCAUCGCUGAAGUUGUACGGUACCGAGACUCAAUCCCUUCGGAUCGGUCUCUUUCCUUAGCUAUUACGGUGGCAAUCGUAUGUCAUUCGAUAUUUCAAGUGAAUGCGCGUACACGAUCGAAGAUCCGAUCGCCACUCCUCAAAAUAAUCCUACCAUAUUGCGCAUGGUGUUCCAAAAAUCGCUAAAGGCGUAAUUUCAAUGAUACGCUUAUGAAUAGACUUGAUAUCGUUAUUGGCUCGUCGAUAACAGUUAACAAUAUAAUUAAAGAGAGAGAGAGAGAGAGAGAGAGAGAGAAAAGACCGUGCGUGUUUCUAAACUUGAAAAAAAUCCUUAGAAAGGAGGUACGCGAUUUUUGGAACACCGUAUAAACUUUAAUCGGCAAGCCGAACGGACUGGCGCACGAUUUUUCAAGCGAUCGAAAGGAGAAUUAUAAGUAUUGCGAGCGAUUAAUAAAUCCCGGACGUCCGGUGAAAGCACGCAAACAUAGUAUAGAUUUCCGAUUGUUACCGAUAAAUCUAUGCGGGAUAUCGGAAGCACCGUGGAACAGUCAAAUAUUUUAUCUAUGCGUAUACCAAAGGAAAAAUAUCAUAAAAGAUAAUCUCAGCCGCCACUCUGCGCGUAACUCGAAAUGCCGUAGUAAAGUGUGGCGGAGACAAAAAUUUAUAGCAGGGUAAAAAUUUUCUUACUUAAAUUGUUGCGACUUUUUCUACGAUUAUUUUAACUUUAAAUAUUUACGAAGUGAGCGAUCCUAUUAAUGCUUUUAAUGUGACUUUCUAAAGGAUUUGUUUCCACUUUCUAGCGAUAUACUCAUUUAUCAAAUACAAGUGUAAAAUGCAAAACGACGGGAGUGCCGAAAAACUAUUUUUCGCGCUUCUGUAUUUCCUUCACUUUUCAUGCUUUCUCCGCAGACAGCAAGCGAAUGAAAUGUCCCGUACUCGUUGCCAGAAGUAGCAAAUGUUUCCCUUUUGCUUUUUGCUCUUUGUAAUCGUUACGCAUUGUUUACAUAGAGCUUUUCCUCUUUUCAAUUACGUAUUAAAAAUUAUCCUUCCGCAUUUGCAUCGUUUUGCAUUUCGAAACUAGUUCCUGAUGUGACGAAAAGCCCUUCUGUCUUACGAAAGUUUCACGCGAGAUAUUUGUCUCCCCGGUAUGCUCAAUUUCCUCGAAACGAAUCGCCGAAUUCUUCACGUGCCUGCGAGCGAACGUAUCGAUCACGUAGUGAACGUAUGAGAGCUUCGUCGAUACCGCGAUGGUGUAAAUAUGUGAAAUUAUGAAGCAAUAAAGAGAAACACAGUAACA